This is a messenger RNA of Xenopus tropicalis (tropical clawed frog), 9379 nucleotides long. It is a transcript of the gene ptch1, whose product is annotated as patched 1. NCBI's taxonomy places the organism in Eukaryota, Metazoa, Chordata, Amphibia, Anura, Pipidae. The record is from RefSeq and is a predicted model, not a curated record. Gene Ontology annotation, molecular function: hedgehog receptor activity. The transcript has 24 exons. Gene Ontology annotation, cellular component: membrane; ciliary membrane. Bases 1200 to 5510 code for a protein of 1436 amino acids.
UUCUAGUUAUGCUACUGAGCAGGAGGGUCAAAGCUGCAGUCCUCCAGCUGUUGCGCUACACUUUUUAGUAACCUUGAAAGUCACCCACCAAGAACACUGGGAGCUGUGACCAAGAACUGCUGGAAGGUCGCAGGCUUGGAAUCCGUAGAAUAUGAUCUUUAGUGUGAGCAGAAGGAAAGCAGAGAAGGGGCAGAAACAGGGGAAGAAAUGAGAAGAAGGGGUUGCUAAUGGCUGGAUUGCAUGCGAGAGAAGAGGGCUGGAUCACUUUAAGGCUCCCCCUGAAGCAGGGAGAUGCACACACAAGGCUUUGCCUGCCUGGGUGGUCUCUCUACUUUGGUGAGCUGUUGCUAAGCAGCUAAUAAUAGUCAUGUUUGUUGAGUAAUUUCUGCCCUUCUCUAGCCAAUAAGAAAGCAGGAAUCCAAGCCAUCUGACAGCCCCCGGGGGUGGGUCUCUUUGGAUUCUCUCCUCCUUUCCUCUUUCUCCAAAUGGAGAGAGCCAGUUUUUUCCUCCCCCUUCCUCCUAAAUCUCAUCUAUUGAAGCAAGGAAAGAGCGAGGGAGAGAGAGAGCGAACACAGGCAGCCGAGCGAGUCUUCCAGGGCCCCCGCACUCAUUGCUGUUUGGAUAAGCCAUGAUCCACAGAGCCAGGCGCACUGUUUGCUCCCGGGAAAGGACACCCAGUUAGUGAGAGGAGAAGCGGCAAGUUUGGCUCCUUCCCCAGCUUAGCCUUCUGCGCUGUGUCCCUCACACGGAGGGCUGCACGCACUGGGGGACACGCACUGAGGGACACGCACUGGGGGACACGCACUGAGGGACAAGCUCGGCUCUGCAGGCGGAGGGUGCAUGCUCUGUGGGAACCCGUCCCGCUCUCUUUCCACUUGGUCCUGCACUUUGCAUGCGAUUGUGAAGCGCCCCAUGGUGUGACCCGCGACCGAGCUCACACGCUCUCGUCUGCACACACACACUUCGGGACCCCUUUCUGAAUGCGGGAAGCUGCGGAGACCCCCGGAUCGCGAAAUGUGGGGAUGGAAGGCGCAAAGUUUCACUCGCCGCCCUCCUCCUCCUCGCCUGCAGCAGCAUGAAGCAGAGCCCGCUGAGGAUUGUGCCAGCCAAGGAAGAACAAGAAGCUGCCAGUGCCUGUCCUAUUUGGACCAGCUAAACCUCGGGGGGAUCGCGGAGUGCCAACCCCUGGGGGACACAACAUGGCCUCGGCUGCCUAUGCCGCGGAAUUGGGUGGCAGUGGGGAGCCAGCUGCCCAGCCGAGGGUAGUCAGGAGGAGAGGAAGGAGCAGGGGGGAGCGCAGAAUAGUAGCGCCGCCUGACCAGGACUAUCUGCAGCGGCCGAGCUACUGCGAUGCGAAUUUCGCCCUUCAGCAGAUAUCAGAGGGGAAGGCUACAGGAAGAAAAGCUCCAUUGUGGCUAAGAGCAUUCUUUCAAAGACAAUUGUUUAAACUUGGUUGUUACAUACAAAAAAACUGCGGAAAAUUUCUGGUUGUGGGCCUUUUGAUAUUUGGUGCUUUCGCUGUUGGAUUAAGAGCAGCUAAUUUAGAGACCAAUGUGGAAGAACUGUGGGUUGAAGUUGGUGGAAGAGUAAGCCGCGAAUUAAAUUACACUCGCCAGAAGAUAGGAGAGGAGGCUAUGUUUAAUCCACAGCUUAUGAUCCAGACUCCUCUUGAAGAUGGUGCUAAUGUCCUGACAACAGAAGCUCUCCUGCAACAUCUGCACUCUGCACUUGAAGCCACCAAGGUGCAAGUCUACAUGUACAACAAACCUUGGAAAUUGGAAAAAUUAUGCUUUAAAUCAGGUGAACUUAUUACAGAAGCAGGAUAUGUAAGCCAGAUUAUAGAAUCGUUGUAUCCAUGUUUAAUCAUCACACCACUGGAUUGCUUUUGGGAAGGCGCAAAGCUUCACUCUGGAAUGGCAUACAUGCCAGGUAAAGGCUUUUUGCAGUGGACAAACUUUGACCCUUUGGGGUUGCUGGAAGAGUUAAAGAAAGGAAAACUUCAUAUAGACACCUGGGAGGAAAUGAUAAACAAGGCAGAAGUUGGCCACGGUUAUAUGGACAGACCUUGUUUGAACCCAUCAGAUGAUAAGUGUCCAAACACUGCACCCAACAAAAAUUCAACCAAACCUGUAGAUGUAGCCCUUAUUCUAAAUGGUGGAUGCUAUGGACUCUCAAGAAAAUAUAUGCACUGGCAAGAGGAGUUGAUCAUUGGUGGCACAGUGAAGAAUGCUAGUGGACAAAGUGUCAGCGCCCUGGCAUUGCAGACUAUGUUUCAACUAAUGACUCCCAAACAAAUGUAUGAGCACUUCAAGGGUUAUGAAGAGGUUUCCCACAUAAAUUGGAAUGAAGACAAAGCGGCUGCAAUCUUGGAGGCCUGGCAAAGGACCUAUGUUCAGGUUGUACAUCAAAGUGUUCCACAGAACUCCUCACAGAAAGUUCUCCCUUUUACUACAACUACACUGGAUGAUAUUCUCAAGUCAUUCUCCGAUGUGAGCGUUAUCAGAGUUGCAAGUGGCUAUCUGCUGAUGCUUGCCUAUGCCUGUUUAACCAUGCUGAGGUGGGACUGUGCCAAGUCUCAGGGUGCCGUAGGGCUAGCAGGAGUCUUGCUGGUUGCGCUUUCAGUGGCUGCUGGAUUGGGUCUGUGUUCAUUGAUUGGAAUUUCCUUUAAUGCAGCAACAACUCAGGUUUUGCCUUUUCUCGCUCUUGGGGUUGGUGUAGAUGAUGUCUUCCUUUUGGCACAUGCUUUUAGUGAAACUGGGCAGAAUAAAAGGAUUCCAUUUGAGGACAGGACUGGUGAGUGUCUAAAGCGGACAGGAGCAAGUGUAGCCCUUACGUCUAUUAGCAAUGUGACUGCAUUCUUCAUGGCUGCCUUGAUACCUAUUCCUGCACUGCGGGCAUUUUCCCUCCAAGCUGCUGUUGUUGUGGUGUUUAAUUUUGCCAUGGUCUUGCUGAUAUUUCCCGCUAUUCUAAGCAUGGACCUCUAUCGCAGGGAAGUCCGCAGGCUUGAUAUCUUCUGUUGCUUCAGCAGUCCCUGCGUGAGCAGAGUGAUUCAGAUUGAACCCCAGGCCUAUACGGACAACAAUGACAACACACGUUACAGCCCACCUCCACCCUACAGCAGUCACAGCUUUGCUCAUGAAACACAAAUCACAAUGCAGUCAACAGUCCAGCUACGGACCGAAUAUGAUCCACGAACGCAGUUGUAUUACACCACAGCAGAGCCUCGAUCUGAAAUAUCAGUGCAGCCAGCCGCACCAUCACCUCAGGAUGUAAGCGGCCAGACUCCAGAGAGCACCAGUUCCACUCGAGACCUGCUUUCUCCAUUCUCUGAAUCCGGAGUGCACUGCAUAGAGCCCCCAUGCACAAAGUGGACAUUGUCUUCCUUUGCAGAAAAGCACUACGCUCCAUUCCUGUUAAAGCCAAACACUAAAGUUGCGGUCAUAUUGGUUUUCUUAGCCCUUCUUAGUGUCAGCCUUUAUGGAACUACUCGAGUGCGAGAUGGACUAGAUUUGACCGACAUUGUACCGAGAGAAACCAGGGAAUAUGACUUUAUUGCCACGCAGUUCAAGUACUUUUCGUUUUACCACAUGUAUGUAGUAACACAGAAAGCAGACUAUCCUCGUGCUCAGCGCUUGCUUUAUGAACUUCACAAGAGCUUUGCCGGGGUGAAAUAUGUGUUGCUGGAGGGUAACAAACAGCUUCCUAGGAUGUGGCUGCAUUACUUUCGAGAUUGGCUGCAAGGAUUGCAAGAUACGUUUGAUCGUGAAUGGGAGGCUGGGAAAAUUACACACAAUGACUACAGAAAUGCUUCUGAUGAUGCUGUGCUUGCUUACAAGCUCCUAAUACAGACAGGCAAUUCUGAUAAACCUAUUAACCUCAACCAGCUGACUAAACAGCGGUUGGUGGAUACAGAUGGGAUUAUUCAGCCAAAUGCUUUCUACAUCUACUUAACAGCCUGGGUGAGUAAUGACCCUGUAGCCUAUGCUGCUUCCCAGGCCAACAUCCGCCCACACCCUCCUGAGUGGCUCCACGACAAAGCAGACGAUAGGCCUGAGACCAGGACAAUUCGUGCAGCUGAACCUAUAGAAUAUGUCCAGUUUCCUUUCUACCUCAAUGGUCUACGGGAAACAUCCGACUUUGUGGAGGCUAUAGAAAAAGUGAGGGCAAUCUGUAACAACUAUACAAGCCUUGGGGUGUCGAGCUACCCAAAUGGUUACCCUUUCCUGUUCUGGGAGCAAUACAUUGGUCUCCGUCACUGGCUGCUGUUGUCCAUCAGUGUGGUUCUGGCCUGUACGUUUCUGGUGUGUGCUGUCUUUCUGCUGAACCCUUGGACUGCUGGAAUCAUUGUCAUGGUGUUGGCCCUUAUGACAGUGGAACUGUUUGGCAUGAUGGGACUCAUAGGGAUUAAACUGAGUGCAGUGCCUGUAGUUAUCUUGAUAGCUUCAGUUGGAAUUGGAGUGGAAUUCACUGUUCAUGUUGCUUUGGCAUUCCUCACUGCUAUUGGGGACAAGAAUCGCAGAGCUGUUCUUGCUUUGGAGCACAUGUUUGCACCUGUUCUGGAUGGGGCUGUAUCUACUCUAUUGGGAGUUCUAAUGCUUGCUGGAUCAGAGUUCGACUUUAUUGUCAGGUACUUUUUUGCUGUCCUGGCAAUUUUAACUCUUUUGGGUGUAUUAAACGGCUUGGUGCUACUUCCUGUACUUCUGUCUUAUUUUGGGCCUUAUCCUGAGGUCUCUCCAACUAAUGGCAGAGAUAGACUUGAGUUUCCUCAAGAGCCACCACCAAAUAUUGUAAGAUUCCCUGUGCAUCCUAGACCGACGCAGAAUGGGUCUGAUUCCUCAGAUUCAGAAUAUAGUUCUCAGACAACUGUAUCAGGAAUCAGUGAGGAGCUUCAUCAGUAUGAUUCCCAGCAGUGUUCCAGAGCAUCAACAAAUCAAGUCUUCCUGGAAGCCAGAAGAAAUCCAGCCUUUCCACGGUCCACUGCUGUACAACAGAACAAUAGGCAUAAUCCGCCAAAUCAAAACACACCACCCAACCAAGAACCCAGAACUCAACAACAAUGGCGAUCCAAUAGGAACCAGAGAUGGGAUUCAACAGAAGGAUCAAGGCCACCUCCAUACAGACCUCGCAGAGAUGCCUUUGCAUCUUCUACUGAAGAGCAUGCUGGUCCUAGUACCAGCAGGGACAGAUCAGGGCACAGAUCCCACUCCCAUAACAUGCGAAAAACUGCCUUUGCUCCAGGAGGUGCUUCAGUGCCUGCAUAUGGUCAACCUAUUACUACUGUGACUGCCUCUGCUUCAGUUACUGUUGCUGUGCACCCUUCUGUGUGUAGCCACAGCUCCCAUGGUAGCUACCCCUUUUAUGGUGGUUACCACGAAAAUGACCAUGGACAUUUUGAGGACCCUCAUGUGCCUUUUAAUGUACGCUAUGAAAGAAGGGACUCUAAAGUAGAAGUAAUAGAGCUGCAAGAUGUUGAAUGCGAAGAAAGGACACAGGGAAAUGCCUCAAAAUAAGGGUUUAUCCAUUCUGAAUCAUGAUGGCCAAAGACGGGAAUGAAUUUCCAGACUGGUUAAGAAAGCUGCUGGAUGUUUUAUAUAAAGGACAUGCUGCAUCAGUUCACUGUUACUGUAACCUGUUGUAUAAAUGUGUAAAAUAUUGCUAUAAAUAUUUAAAAGGUGUAUACAUAUGUAAUAUACAAGAGAACAUUGUAAAGUUAGAAUAAUUGUUGAAUUAUUUUAUUAUUGUUAUUAUUAUUAUAAUAAUUAUUUUUUAGUCCUUUUAACAGAUGAGGCAAACACAUUUCCCUUUUCUUAGUGUACAGGGCCUGUGCCACAAAUAAGAUUAAUCUAGAAACUGAAAAUCUGUGUAUUUUUUUUCUGCUGCUUAAAAUAUUGUAUAAUUUACAUGUAUAAUUCUAUGCAAAUAUUGCUUACAUGAAUAGGUUUUAUUUUAUAUGUGUAAACAUACAGUUACAGCUGAUAAUGUUUUGUGUGCCAGAGGUGCACGCCAAGCACAAUGCACACUCCCACUGACACUCAAAAUAGGAAACGUUUGUAUCACAACCCUGUGGUAAUACUAAUAACUUCCAGGCACGCUAUGCGUGGUUCCUUUGCUUUCAGGUGGGCAGAUAUGAAGAAUUCCUCACAAUUUGCUUAUUUCAUUAUACCUGUAACCUUGCAAUUCUUUGUACUUACUGGUCUUCUGUUGUACCGUCUGUGCCACUGUAUUGCAUUUUCUUUAUUUGUUUAUGUAAAUCCUUGAUGCUGGGAGUGCUUUCCCUCUGUCCAGAGCACUUAUACACCAGAGACUAUGGUUGUUGCAGGCAUUAAUGAAGAACAUUACAGGUAUAGGAUCUAUUAUCCGGAAUGCUUGGUACCUGGUGAUUUCCAGGCUAAGGCUUACGCUAUGCAAUGCAGAGAUACUCUGCCUGCACAUAAACGCAGGCCAAGAGUCAAGCCUAUGCUUGAAUCGGUGCGCUCUUCUCUGUCUUCACCCGGGGCCACUGCCGUGGAACAGAUGUCGGCUUUGAAAUAUGUGAAUAUGUAUGAAAUCUGCUCCAUGAGAGCGCUGGUUUAAACAUAGGGGCCAAUUCUUGGCAUGCAUUUAUCGGCAAGCUGAAAAUCUGCUACGUGUUGCCUAAGGGAUCUUUCUGUAGUUUGGGCCACCAUACCUUAAAUACCUUAAACAUAAAAUAAAUCUAAUACAAUUGUUUUGCCACCAACAUGGAUUCAUGCAGUUUAGUACACGUUACUAAUCUAUUACAGAAUAAAGGAAAUGAUUUUAUCAUUAGACAACAUUUGCUUAAAACAGAGGAGAUGGCCUUCCCAUUAUUCAGAGUUUGUUUGAUAACAGGUUUUCCCGAUAAGGGAUCCCAUACCUACAGUGUAAGCAACAUUUGGCCUUUAUAUUUUCUGGGGUGUUAAAGUUGUUGCUCUUCAGCUCUAGUAAGCUACAGCAUAGUGGUUUUAGACCCGACUAUGCUUGGAGCCACAUGUUUAACACACUGCAUCAAGCACUAAGCACUUCCAACAUCCAAGGUGUCAAAAGAGGAUUUAGGUCUUCUGUAGCCUUCAGCCCACCCAUUCCUUUACACUUGUUGGUGCUAAUAUGCUUUCCUUGGACUCUAGUAAUAUAAACUGUUGCUCUAUCUACCUCUAACUUUCCUUUAUCUACACAGAUAUGGUUGGUUUAUUUUUUUUUCCAUUUUGGCCUUUGUAUUUUCAGUCUUAAUAUGAUUUUUUUUUUUUAAUCUUGGAAUACUGUAACAUUUCUUAUUGUGCCAUGAGGGUAUAUAAUGCUAUCCUGUGUCACAAAAGAUUUAAGCUGAAAGGUUUUUAGGCACUUGUCUUCAGACUUUUAUUUUCUCUAUUAAGCCACAAAAAUGUACAACUCCAAUAUGUAGCCAUUAUUCCUUAUCAAUAUAAGCUAUUGUUACAUAAGCACACUGACACUCCACAGCUGCCUUUGUUUCCAGCAUUACUGUAUUUAGCACAGGGAGUAGAGCAGGAGAGUAAAAGUUAUCAUGCCCUUUGUUCAUUUAGUUUUAGCUGCCAAUUUAUUGGGUGUCAAUGGUAAAAAUUACCUAAACUAUUUUGAGUUUUUUGUAUUUAGUAUAGGACUCUCUACAACUUUUCUCUAUGGUCUCUGUCAGAUAAUAGAGAACUGGGCUCAGUACAUUACUUUCUGUAUGCUGUGCUUACUAUUAGAUCUGAGGUGGGUAGACUCUAGAAAAUACCACAUGGUUGGAUAAAUUGAUAUAUUGUUAUCUAGGUGUGGCAUUUUGUUAUUUAUAGAAUUCAAGUUUUGUAAACCCCAGGGCUAGAUAAAAACAGACUAAAACCUUUGGUGCUAACAACAACAGAGCUACAUUCCCUUCCCCACCCCAUGGUUAUUACCCUAAUAACUGUCUUCCUAGUGAGUUGCCUUUGCUGAGUGCAAGUCAUUAGUCUAAUGCAGUAUUCAGAUGUGAUUAGCAAUGGUACAAAAUAACUCCUCCAUGUUCCCAGUUAGUACUUUUCAGCAAGCUGUAUCUGCAGCUGUGCUGCAUACGUGCAGAAUUUCCACUUACGCUUUAGUAGUUUGUCACCAUCAGUCUUUAAAGAAUAUUGUGAAAACAUUUCUUGUGUAGCUUUACCUUACAAAAAGCAGCCAGCAGAGUCUGAUUCUCAUGGAAGGAGGAGGUGCAUAUCUUCAAACAUGCACAGAUACUCUCCCUACCAUGAACUGCAUCUUCUCUGUGUAUAGAACAAUCCAUCGUAGGGCUGGGAUUUCAGAAGGUUUGGGCCCAGUUACCACUUAAGUCCAAGUUACUAAGCCCCCCUGCUGAAGAUGCCAAGAGCAGUAGGUGAGAAACAGCUGGCAAGGCACUGAGGAAUUAUCCCAGCCUUACAAUUUUGCUCCAUCUGUCCCCCUUCCCUGUUAGUGUGUCUGCUGCCUUCUGCACAGUAUAGACCAUUUUAUUUCUCCCAUAGUCACAUUGGCAAAGGAGAAGUCAGUAGCUGGCAAUUUAAAUAUAUAUAAAUAUAUAUAAUUUUGUUUUUCUGUUUUGUUUUGAUUUUUUUUUAUUACUAUUUAUAUUUUUUGUAUAAUAGGAAUGUGUUCUUGCAGUAUUUUUCAUGCCAGUCUAUAACAAAACAAUGCAGGGAUUUUCUUAUUUUACUAUUGGAAAACACUAUUUCAGCUCUACUUUUAAUGGAAUUGUAUUUGUAUAGAGUGCUUACUAAUGUUAAAUAGGAAGAGAGUAUAUGACAUUUACAUUAAGGACUCAUAGCUUUUAGUUUAAAGAAUUAAAAGGAAAAAAAAAUAUUCAACUGGGUCUCACCAGCUGCCGUCGUCUGUGGCCGUUGUGAGUUUUGUGUCAUUUCAUUUACAAAGACAAAAGUAUGCCAUAUAAUUUAUUUAUAUGAAAAUUUAUUUUUGUAGUGUACAUAGUAGUCAUCAAGUCUUUUGACAGAAGUAUAUUUUUAAAGAGUUUAUAUGUAUUGGUACCCUUGUGAGAAGUGAAACCUGGUUACAGCGCACACUUAUAAACAACAAAAUAAGCGUGGAAUAGGCAAACGUUGGCUGCCUUGCUGUCUCAGAAUUACGAUCCCUUUACUAGAGGUUAUUGAGGGAUUCUAAUUCUGGUAUAGUUAGUGCAUGGAAUGUUUCCUAGCGCUGGCUUAACCUAUUCAUGAUUAUGGGUUGACCUGCAAACACACUUGGGUUUAGUGGACAGCCCCUUGACUGAGUGGGUUAAGUCGAGAGAGUUGCCAUUUGUAACCUGGUUCUGCCUCUUUUGCAAACAUUGAAAAGUGAACAUUGUACAGCCUCUCUAAAUAAUAUUGUUCAGACACUGAUAGAAUUUCUAACAUGAAUAAAAAUUAUUAUAACUUAUUGAUUA